Molecule: messenger RNA, 999 nt
Organism: Emys orbicularis (European pond turtle)
Lineage: Eukaryota; Metazoa; Chordata; Testudines; Emydidae
Product: olfactory receptor 52R1-like
Exons: 1
Coding region: 1-999 (332 amino acids)
Biological process (GO): G protein-coupled receptor signaling pathway
Cellular component (GO): plasma membrane
Molecular function (GO): olfactory receptor activity; G protein-coupled receptor activity
Source: RefSeq, a predicted model, not a curated record
AUGCUGGAGACACCAUUCUACCUCAGAGUUGGACACCUUCUCCCCUACUCCAUGUCAGAUUCCAACACAACCGACUUCACCAACCCCUCCACCUUCAUCCUGCUGGGCAUUCCUGGCCUGGAGACGGCCCACGUCUGGAUCUCCAUCCCCUUCUGUGCCAUGUACAUCAUAGCUGUCUUGGGGAACUUCACCAUCCUGUUCAUUGUGAAGAGGGAGCCGAGCCUCCAAGGGCCCAUGUACUAUUUCCUCUGCAUGCUGGCCAUCAGCGACCUGGUCCUGUCUACAUCCAUCCUACCGAAAAUGCUGAGCAUCUUCUGGUUCAAUUCCAGGGAGAUCGAUUUCAAUGCCUGCCUAACCCAGAUGUACUUCAUUUACUGCUUCUUAGUGAUGGACUCUGGCAUCUUGGUGGCCAUGGCUUUGGAUCGCUAUGUGGCCAUCUGCAAUCCCCUGAGACAUUCCACCACCCUGACAAACCCCGUGGUGGCCAAGAUUGGCCUGGUCGUGGUGCUGCGUGGAAUAAUGCUAAUACUGCCCUAUCCCUUCCUGGCGAGGCAGUGGCCAUAUUGUAGAAUGAACAUCAUCCCCCACUCGUACUGUGAACACAUCGCUGUGGUGAAGCUGGCCUGCGCCGACACCCGCGUCAGUAGUUACUAUGGCCUCAUUGUGGGAUUCAUGGUGACUGGUCUGGAUUUGUUUUUUAUUGCUGUGUCCUAUAUCCAGAUCCUCAGGGCCAUCUUCAGCCUCCCCACAAAGGAUGCCCAGCUCAAGACUUUUGAGACCUGCGGGUCCCACCUGUUUGUCAUUUUAGCCUCUUACAUCCCCGUUCUCUUCUCCUCCCUCAUGCACCGGUUUGGCCACAAUGUGGCUGUACAUUUCCACAUUCUCAUGGCCAACACGAACCUUCUCGUGCCCCCCAUGCUACACCCCAUCAUCUACGGGGUGAGGACCAAACAGAUCUGGGACAGGCUGCUCCGGCUACUUAGUCAUAAAGGGACCUAA